Messenger RNA from Schistosoma curassoni, 2131 nucleotides. NCBI's taxonomy places the organism in Eukaryota, Metazoa, Platyhelminthes, Trematoda, Strigeidida, Schistosomatidae. The record is from the annotation of a GenBank genome assembly.
GCGCUAAAGUAACAACUGUUAGCUGUUUUCGUUUUGACAAUACUCGUCCAGUGCAUCACAUUGUAACUAAUCUCUUAACAAAAAAACAGUUUUGUUUAGAAUAGAUUAUUAACAGCAAUACAAAAAAUAAAAUCACCAAGAAAUUUUCUUGUCAAGAAAAAAAAAACAGAUUCACAAUGAAUUCAACGGAGAAUGAUAACAGAAAUACCCAGAAGUUUCAAAAAAAUCUUAAUGAAACAUUAGAAGAAAAAGAAAAAUUAAAAAAUAUAUUAUCAUCAACGAAAACUGAAUGUAACUUAUUAAAAAGUCAAAUUGAAUCAGCAACAGAAGAAUUGAGAAAAGUUAAUAAAGAAAUUCAAGACAUACAAAUUAAGAAAAAAUUGUUAAUAAAAAAACAAGCUAUCAGACGACAAAGAGAACAAAAGUACGUAUAUAUGUAUAUAUAUAUAUAUAAUUUGAACAAUGGGUCAAUGAAUAUUCAUGUAGGAUUUAUAAAUUGAUAUUAUACGAAGAAAAGUUAUUUAAUGAUAGUAUAUCGUAAAUAUUGGACUCCGAUUAACUAACAACAUAGUGAGUAUCAAGUGAUUUUAGUCUCAUAGUAUUUUCAACAUACCAAGGUACGAAGUGUAAUUUUUAUAACGAAUAUUUUGCAUGCUAAUUAAACUAUGCCACUUUUUGCUUUUGUUGACUCUUUUUGAUUACUUAUACUGCUUAGCUUUAAUGAAAUUAUGUAAAUCAAUAACAACAUUACCAAAAUUUCAUUAAAACAGGAACAAAAUUAUUUGUUUUAACUCCGUUACUUAUCCCAGGUAUAUGAUAUUGAGUUAAUAUGGUUACACUAAAUAAUAUAUUCUAACGCGAGCAACGCUAAAAAUUGCUGUGAAAAUUUUAUGCAUGUUGUUAAUCAGUUAGUAAAUAAAUCACCGAAAUCAAGAAUCAGUUGGGCCCAACUUUUGAGAUUUUCAAGAUAUAAAAUCGGUUGUUAUUACUUUAAAGCAAGCCAAUUGCUCUACAUAAAUAUAUUCAUUCGCUAGCAAACUAGUUUAUGUUUGGGUACUUUAUCGACUCUUAAACGUCUUCAUAAAUGAUUUCAUAUUCGUUUUACAACCAUUGAGUGCAUACUUCAUUAAGGGUUAUAAAACAUUAAUCAAAGAACCAUAUAAAUGUAAUUCUAGAUUUGUUUAGGUAGUUUGAAAAACACAAGAAUUCCUGUUAUUUAAUCCAUUGGUAGAAACAUGAUUUAAUUGAAGGAUUACUUCAGACAAACCAAUAAAUUACAUAUCAUUACAUUAGGAUUCGGAAAGAAUACAAAUAAGAGGGAUUAGAUAUUUUGAGUUGUUUUGCUUAGAACUUAAGACAUAACCUUUUAUCGAUUCUGUGCGAUUCAAACACUAAAUAAAACUAUUCUGUACAUAGCCAUCAAUAAGAUAAAUGUUAGCUCAGAUUAUUGUCUGAACUGUAUGUAGAUAACUCUGCUUUAAUCUUUAUCAUAAAUAGCGUACAGUAUAUUAUAUUUACACUGUCAUUACACUGAAAAGACUGGUCUGUUAUUUCUAUAUAUGACCACUCUGAUUUUUUCGAAAAUUGAUAACAAAUUUAUCAUUUUGCUCCCCAUAUUCCUCUUAUAACUAACCUAUUGCUAAUUUGGGUAAGCGGUAGACAUUAUUAAUACAAGUAUUUAAGCAAUUUUAAAAUGUAUGGUCUAGUUUAAUGUAGUAAAAAACUCAUCAUUUUUACGGUUUCCCCAUUUAUUAUUGUGCAGGGCACAAAAAGAUUUAUACUCACUAAUUUCAAAUAAACAAAAGAUUGAAGAUUUGAUAAAAGUUGAACGUGAAAAUUCUUUGAAUGAAAGGUAAUCUCAACUAAUAAUUGGUUUUUACCACUGUACUAACUCAUUUACUCAACAGAAUUCAUCAACUACAGGAAUGUAUUAAAUAUUCAGAAGACCAUUGGAUUUUUCGAUAUUUUAAUGAUAGAAAUUUCGAAGAUGAAUCACAAAAAGAAGAGAUUGAAGGAAAUGAAAUCGUUCUUAUUGAAAAUAAACAAAUUUAAUAUUUUACUGUUUGUUAAUGUUAUGGCUGUUGGUUUUUAUUGGUAAAUAAAUUGAAGUUGAAUUCACUAUUGUUCUUUC